Molecule: messenger RNA, 789 nt
Organism: Penicillium manginii
Lineage: Eukaryota; Fungi; Ascomycota; Eurotiomycetes; Eurotiales; Aspergillaceae
Exons: 3
Coding region: 1-789 (262 amino acids)
Source: RefSeq, a predicted model, not a curated record
AUGGCCACACAAAAUUAUCUCAGAUCGAGUACGGGCGCCCCCGAAGCGUGCCUCGAGGCUCCUAUUGAUCGCACGGCAAAACAGCUGGCCCGCUCUCAUGCCGUAGCACGCGGGCUCCAUAAUAAACGAAAGCUUGAGCAAAAGGCAGGCGUCAAUUUCCAUGCAUUCUCUCCCGAAAAUGGCCAGAGACAGACAAGGAGUUCAAAUAAAAAAGAGCGGGUCAAUAUUUGUUCAAAACAUGGAGAUUCUCUUACCUGUGCGGUCGAUUUGCUCCGAAUGCUUGCUGCAGAGUGGCCAAAACAAGAGCCAUUAAAUCAACGUAAGAUCCGCAGACUUCUCCAAAAUAAACCGUCCCUGGGAUAUUCUGGCCCUAAAUUUUUCGUUAUAGAGUCUGAUCAGCAAGCUAUCCAGCCAAUUUUCAGUGUCUCGGAUGAGCUGGUACUCCGAAACUUCCACUCUGUUCUUCAAAAUGGGUUGGAAGACCAUGCAUUGCUGAGUGCGGUCAUGCUCACAUUUUCAUUUCCAUCUACUGCAAGGAGUUUAGAUCAGCAAAGCCUUAAAUAUCAGAGUCAAUCAAUGAGCUAUAUACGCGACAGAAUGAGCUGUCCAGAUAAGGCCACCACUGAGCCCACGUUAGGAGCCAUUCUACUACUUGCCCGAAUAGAGGCUCUAAUGGGGAUACCUCAUCAUGUUCAACUUCACAUGGGCGCAAUCAAGGAGAUUCUCGGCGUAUGUCAAAGACUAGGUGUCUAUCUGAGCGACGGUAUCAAGCGUGCAAUCUUUUGGUGA